AUGCGCGCCGCGCGCGGGGCGCUGGCGUGCGGCGCGAUCGCGGCGUGCGCGCACGGCGCGAGCGCGGCGACGUCGAGCGAGGGACGCGGCGCGCUCGCGCCCGCGGCGCCGAUCGCGGUCGCGCUGGGCGUCGCGGCGCGACGGGCGUGUGGGACGAAGACGUUCGCGUCGAUGCUCGAACCGGGCGUGCGCGCGGUGAAGGAGGACGGAUUGAAGCUCGGCAUCGCCGCCCUGGGCGCGCGGUUGUCGCUCACGGAGAUCGGAGACACGGCGCGCGCGGCGGCGCCGGCGAUCGGGGGGGUGGUGGUGUCCGGGGGGGUGGCGGCGCCGAUGGCGUGCGCGCUCGCGCGGAGGGCGGGAUGGAGGACCGAGGGACUGACGCGAAAGACGGGGGCGCUGCUCGCGGCGGGGAGCUCGAUAUGUGGAGUGACGGCGAUCGGGGCGCUGGCGCCGGCGAUCGCGGCGACGGAGCGAGAGGUUGGGGUGGCGGUGGCGAACGUCGUGGCGUACGGGACGUUUGGAAUGUUGACGUAUCCGUACGUCGCGAAGUGGUUAUUUCCGGAUGGUGGGACGCCGGCGGGGGUGUUUUUGGGACUCAGCGUGCACGACACAUCGCAGGUGAUCGGUGCGGGGAUGACAUUCAAACAAAUGUACGACGACGAGGCGGCGUUCAAGGCGGCGACGGUGACCAAGCUGACGAGGAAUUUAGGAUUAGCCGUCGUCGUGCCGGUGCUUGCGAUGGUGUUUCGCGACGCCUCGGAGACGGGAGCGAGCGUGGUGGGGAAGAAACCGGCUCUAAUACCUGGUUUUUUGAUCGCGUUUAUCGCCAUGGCGGCAUUACGCUCACUCGGCGACGCCACGGAGGGCGUUCGCGACGAUCCUCGAUGGAAAAAGACUACAAAACUUCUAGGAGAUUUCUCUUCGCAAGUCGCAUUACCAUGCGCCAUGGCUGCCGUCGGUCUGUCAAUCAGCACGUCGUCGCUCAGUGGGAUCGGGGUAGCACCCUUUUUCGCCGGCGCGGUCGCGGCAACGACCGUGGCGGGCGUCGCCGCGUUGUCCGUAAAGACGCUCGAGCAAGCAGGGUACCUGAAAUAG
Messenger RNA from Ostreococcus tauri, 1095 nucleotides. RefSeq lists its product as uncharacterized. The transcript has a single exon. The record is from RefSeq and is a predicted model, not a curated record. Lineage: Eukaryota; Viridiplantae; Chlorophyta; Mamiellophyceae; Mamiellales; Bathycoccaceae. Gene Ontology annotation, cellular component: plasma membrane. The coding region runs from base 1 to 1095 and encodes 364 amino acids.